This is a messenger RNA of Entrophospora candida, 1261 nucleotides long. The record is from the annotation of a GenBank genome assembly. NCBI's taxonomy places the organism in Eukaryota, Fungi, Glomeromycota, Glomeromycetes, Entrophosporales, Entrophosporaceae.
AUGCUACAGAAUUUUAAGGAAAGGAGGUUAAAUGAAAGAGUUAGAGUGAGGGAUAAAUAUGAAUUUUUAGGAUUUCUUAGCUCAGGUACUUAUGGUAGAGUUUACAAAGUAAAACUUAAACAAAAAGACAAAAGUCAAGAAUCAUCAUCACCUGAAGAAAAAGAAGUUUUUCUCGCAAUCAAAAAAUUUAAACCUGAUAAGGAAGGUGAACCUAACACUUAUACCGGAAUUUCUCAAUCAGCAUGCAGAGAAAUAUCAUUAUGUCGUGAACUUCAUCAUGAAAAUGUAAUAGAAUUGAAAGAAGUUUUACUUGAAGACACAUCAAUCAAUAUGGUGCUUGAUUAUGCUGAACAUGAUUUUCUUCAAAUAAUUCAUCAUCAUUCACAAAAUGAAAGAAAACCAAUACCAGAAUUCACAGUCAAAUCUUUCUUAUGGCAAUUAUUAAAUGGUGUUGCGUAUUUGCAUGCAAAUUGGAUACUACAUAGAGAUUUAAAACCUGCAAAUAUUUUAGUUAUAGCUGAAGGUGUUGUUAAAAUUGGUGAUUUGGGAUUAGCAAGGAUAUAUAGUAGGCCUUUACAACCAUUAUAUAAUGGAGAUAAAGUAGUUGUUACAAUUUGGUAUCGAGCACCAGAAUUAUUACUUGGUUCAAAACAUUAUACUACAGCAAUUGAUAUUUGGGCUGUUGGGUGUAUAUUUGCUGAAUUAUUGACUUUAAGACCUAUAUUUAAAGGUGAAGAGGCAAAAAUGGAUAGUAAGAAAAAUGUUCCAUUCCAAAAAAAUCAAUUAAUUAAAAUAUUUGAUGUAUUAGGAACACCUACAAAGGAUCAAUGGCCUACAAUUGAUCAACAACCAGAAUAUCAUAAUAUACUCAGCAUGAAACAAACUGAUAAUCGGUUAAAAAGUUUUUAUCAAAAUUCACGUUCAUCACCUUCUGAAGCAGGUUUUGAUCUUUUAGCUAAAAUGUUGGAAUAUGAUCCUACAAGAAGAAUUAAUGCUGAAGAUGCUUUAAACCAUCCUUAUUUUUCAGAAGAGCCAUUGCCUUCUAUGGAAUCUUUUAAAGGCCAACCAUUUCAAUAUCCACUAAGAACUUUGAAACAAGAUGAUUCUGAUGUCAAGGUUGUACAACCAGUACCUGGAACAGUUGUUCAAAGUCAACAGCAGCAGCAACUACAACAAUCAGGGACAUCUUCUCAAGGUGCAAUAGCAGUGAAAAAACAUAAUCAGAAUGGAAAAGAAGAAGGAAGACCUGUUAAGAGAAGAG